UCGUCGAUUUAUUAUUUUAAGUUUAUAUCAAUGGAUGUUGGUGAAAAAGGAUGUGUAACUAAGGUGCAGGCAACUUCAGAUUUAAAUUUGAAAUACGUUCAGCCUGACGAACUGGAAGUGACAUGGAAGGCAGAGAAACGAGAGAGGAUGAAGCAGAGGGAGCAGAGAAUAUGGGAGCAGUUUGUCCAGGAGAAAGAUAUUGUGAAUGUAAUUUGUAAAGAUGAUCCCUACUAUUUCAAAGAGGAUCUUCCAGAAUCAUACAUAUUGGAUUUACUGGAACAGGAAUUUCAGAACAUGCAUAAUGAAGAAAUUGAUAUUGAUGUUCAGAAUGAAGAUUACUCAGAAGGUUCAGAAGACGAAAAUGAUUUAGAUGCAGCAUAUUCUGAUGUGGACAACACAUAUUACAUGUAUCAUGAAGACGACGAAUCAGGUCAAGACGAAGAAUGUAAAGAAUCAAUAGAUAGCGCACCGUGCACUGUAAGAGAAGCACACAAGGAGCCUGACAUGAUGCCAUCAUUAGUAACACCUAGAUCCGACCAUGAGAAUAAGAUAAAAAGUCAAUCAUCAGAGAAUAUGAUUGAGAGCAGUGUUUACUGCGCCAAAAUAAAAGAAUUACAGGAGAAUAUAAAUAACGAAGCUGUUAAAAUGAUCUCAUUUUUAGAGACAACUGUCAUCAACAUAGAGCCAGAAGAUGUGGCAAAGUUGACAAAGAGGUCCAGCGAGUUCUGUGUGAGAUUCAACAGGGUGCAUGUGUACCAGCUACAGAGACAGCUUCGCGAUAUAACUCGUCACGCGGACACGGCGCGUGCGGGGGGCGGGGCGCGACAUACGCACGCGCGCGCGCUGUGCGUACGCCUCGUGUCGAUGCUGCAGAGUGUCUUGCAGGCUUUACAGGCGGUAAGCAAGCUGUUAUCAGCGGGUGGGUGGUGCGACGCGGGGGGCGGAGCUAGCACGGGGGGCGUGGCCAGCGCGCUGCUGUCCGUACUGCGGGACAGCGCCGCGCCGCACCUGUACGUCGCCGCCGGCGUUGACGUCGACGUAAACAUGGCGUCCAUCUGCGAGCAACUAGACGCGGCGUUCAACGCACACGCUACCAGAGUCACGGAAUAUCUGAACAAUCUUACCACGGUAACUGAGUUCCGCAGUUCUUCAUAUGCUGAUAAGACGAGUAGAUCCAACAAGAAGCGAUUUAUUGGAGCUCGUGCUAAGAAUAACACACGUGCGGUAGACCAGCGUCUAUCGAUGUACUCGAUGGACGCGCCGCGCCCGCGACGUCUCGCCACUGCUCGUAGUUCGCUCAGCGGCAUGUCCAAAUCUCGUAUGAAUGCGGGAACUCAAGACGUCAACUCCAAAGACACACCAAAGAAGACUGAGUCUAAGCCUAGACUGCGUCGCCGCCCGCUCCCUGAGCCGCAAACUCUAGUGGAGGCUGUUGACUUAAAUUCACUCAGCCAAGUUGCGACUCCACGCUUAUCGGCGAGAAGCGAAAUCGUCCCACCGCUGAACAUAACUACACCUAAAACUAACAUCAAGAAGAAAAGUAGCAGAACUUCUGUGAAGGAAGAAGGUGGUAAAGAAGAGAAGAAAGUAGAAGGCUCAAAUCACGAUGGAGAUAAAGGUGGCGAUUGCAACAACGGAGAGAACAAAGCCUCAGAGAUAUCCAACAUCAAUGAAAGUACCAGAAACGACUGCGCAGAAGGAAAAAAAAAUGUUCAGCUCAUUUGCGUUACAGACACUAAUCCACUAAAAUCCACCCCCAGAAAAGAAGAGAUAUUAAAUAAAGAUAAUGUGAAGUCACCAAAAGAGUUACAAACCGGCACAUUGAACGUAGACAAAUACCGAAUGACUUUGGACGUGCCAGAGCAAGUGAUCGACAAGCUGAUGCGGUACAGAAGUAAUUACAUGCAGUACAUGCUGACUAGUGCUUUGUAUGCCAACAGUUCGUUGGGGAAGCCGUUAGAAAUGAUCAGCAGCGUGUCCGAAAAGAUUGUCGACGACCUUCUCCUGAAUUGUGUCAAUGAAAUGGAACUGAAGGAGUUUGCUGAGGAGCUGUGCAAGAGUGAGAUGAACUAAAUUAUUUGUUAUUCAUUUUAAAUAAAACAUUUUUCGUAUUUUUA
This is a messenger RNA of Aricia agestis (brown argus), 2117 nucleotides long. RefSeq lists its product as uncharacterized. The coding region runs from base 31 to 2073 and encodes 680 amino acids. The record is from RefSeq and is a predicted model, not a curated record. NCBI's taxonomy places the organism in Eukaryota, Metazoa, Arthropoda, Insecta, Lepidoptera, Lycaenidae. The transcript is spliced from 19 exons.